This is a messenger RNA of Kazachstania africana CBS 2517, 387 nucleotides long. It is a transcript of the gene MTC3, whose product is annotated as Mtc3p. The coding region runs from base 1 to 387 and encodes 128 amino acids. The transcript has a single exon. Lineage: Eukaryota; Fungi; Ascomycota; Saccharomycetes; Saccharomycetales; Saccharomycetaceae. The record is from RefSeq and is a predicted model, not a curated record.
AUGAAGCGCGAGCUAUUGAAGUGUAUGUCCAAGAUCCGGGUUCUUAGAGCCCUUGAGCAUUCCGUUUCAUGCAGAAACUACUCGGCGGUAUACAGGCCACCUAAUCUGCACGAUCUUCCCAGAAGAUGGCUCACGUUGGAUUACGAUACCAAAGACGAGAUAAGAGAGUAUUUGUCAUGGCAAAUGGAGGAGCAGUGGCCAGUGAUGUCUCGGGAUGAGAUGAAAGCAGCCUACUUCGUCAACUACGAGGACCCUCAAACCGCCCAGCAGACAACCGGCCCGUUCCCGUACUUAUUCAUGAGACUGCUGUUUAAUAUCACACUGGUGGGCACUGUGACACUCUCCCUCAUCGAAUACAAGAACGAUAGAAGGAGGUUCACCAGUUAA